Molecule: messenger RNA, 1029 nt
Organism: Peronospora matthiolae
Lineage: Eukaryota; Oomycota; Peronosporomycetes; Peronosporales; Peronosporaceae
Source: the annotation of a GenBank genome assembly
AUGCUGAACAAAAAUCCCGCGCGCUUAGGGAAGUGGCGCCGUGGCAAGAAGACUUGUGAUUUCGUAUUUGCGAUCGGCGAAGCCGAUAAGAGCGAUCGAAGAGGCUGGAUCUUAGACAUAGGUGCUAGCCGCCACCUUGUGAGUGACGUGCAACACCUGAUCGAGUCGAGAUUGUGCAACGACGAGAUUGCCAUGGCAGACAGCGUGUCGCUCCAGCUGACAAAAUACGGCAGCGUACGACUGAACGUCAUCGCGAACGGAGCAGCGGCGACCGUGACGCUCACCGACGUCUACCUGGCGCCGAGCCAGGCAAAGAAUAUCGUUUCGUACAAGAAACGCAAUUGUAAAGGGUUCGCGCUCGUGUUUGAUGAAGACAAGCGCUCGCUCGCCCGGCGCAGUGACGGCGCUGUCGCUUUUGACUUAGCAAUAAAAAGCAACGUGCUGUUAUCAGGGGCAGCCGAGGACUUUGCAGCCGACGUCCAAGAGGGCACACUGCUACAUUUCCACCAGCGGAUGGCGCGCGACCCGGCGUCUGGCAUACGUCUCACGAGCCACCUGCGCACGGCAUGCGUGUCUUGCAUGGAGUGCAAGCAGCCGCGUAACGCGCAUCCGAAGCGAGACAGCGGCGAGACCGCGCCGAUAGACCGCACGAGAGGCGAAGCCGCAGCGAAGCAAUUUGAGGCGUUUCUAACGCACUUCGAGGAGCGAUUCGACUGUGGGAUCCAUGUGCUCCGCAACGGCGGCGGCGACGUGUACGCCAACGUGGAACUUUUCUGCAAGCGCACCGGAGUGGCGCGGCAGAUCUCGGAGGCGAGGGACAAAUCGUUGAACGAGAAGGCGGAGCGUAUGCGCCGCACGAUUCUCAACCUCGCUCGAAGCAUGAUGUUCGCCUGCGCGCUUCCACUCAACUUCCGGGGCGACGCUGUGUUGUACGCGGUGUACGUGCUAAAAAGGAGCACAACUCGCUCAAACCCGAAGCGUGUGCCGCUGCUCGGAAUGCUGACGGGUACUGCGCCUGACUUGCGGUAG